CUCUUCAUCAACGACUAUCAAAUGUGUUCACGCCUGCUGCCAAGUGGUAUGUUUUAGCUGACACUGUAUAACGUGAAUAUUGCUAUCGGUGGAACGACGUUUCUCUUGUUAUUGGCGUGGGAGGUUUUUAGUGUACGCUUUUACUUUUCUUAGAGCCGGCGUGCGGGGAAAAAGGAUUUGGAAAAGUUGACGACCAUCUCUUCUUCGGUCGGGAGGACGGUGGGGAGAUUGUGUUUUUUGUGUGCUGAGAAGGAGGUUUGUUUUUUAACUUGCUUCUGCUGCAAUCUGGUUAGAGUUGGAGAUACUUCAUUCAAGACGAGAUAAAUCAUGGAUUCUCAUCAUCGAAACACGGGCACCGCGUCCGCCACGGUGGUAGUAAAGUGCGCCCUCAUCGCCAUCCUCCUACUAGGCGUGAUCAGCCAGUGCUCGGCCGUGUGCCGUCGGCAGCCACUAAUACACUCCAUAGUCCACGAGGGGUGCCAGACGAAACGGCUGCGGACGUUCGGCUGCCGGGGAACAUGCAACUCCUACUCUCGCGUCUCUCCAACGGACUACACCCAAAUGGAGAGAUCGUGCCAGUGCUGCCAGGAAUCCCAACACGUGGUUGGUUUUGUGGAACUCAACUGCCCGUCCCUGAGCCCGCCGACUCAGAUCGUGGAAUUCAGGCAUGUUCGCUCAUGUUCGUGUAGACCAUGCAACUCGGUGUCGGGGGUACCACGUGUAACGAGGCUAGAGGAUCUGGAAUAAUGAUAAUACAAAAAACGCAUAGAUGAUGAACAGCGAGUUAAUUAACAUAAUUACAUUUUUUCUGUACUUUCAAAAUUCUCAUGACAGUAAUAUUUUGAACAUGUACCACGUGACCGCAGUGAGAAAUGAUUUCAAAAACUAUUCCUGACAGUAAUUUUGAACAUGGACCACGUGACCGCAUCAGUGAGAGAUGAUUCGACACCAUCGGCACAGCCGAUUAAUAACUGACUGGUGAUGACGUCAUCUAUGACGACGGCGUCUGGGGAUUUCAAUGGACGCAGACGUAUUACCAAUCAUGUAACAAAUAUUUGAACUUAAUUAAAAACAAAAAAAAUGUGAUAUACGAGUACUUGAGGGAAAAUUUGUUAAAGAUUUGUAUCAAUAUUCAAAAGUGGUGCAGUACACCAGUGAAUAUUGAAGACGUUGUGCUAUAGACCUUUAUCAAGGGGCGGCCGUCUUAAAUUACUCCCAUUGAUAUCAAUGUCACCAAACCGAGGCUGGAAGAACAAAAUAGUCUGGUUUCCUAAUUGCAAAAUGAUUAUUAGCAUUCAUUAUUGUUAUUUGAUACACGAGGAACACGACCAAGAAUGCAGUAGCCUGAUAAAGGUCCUUUGUGUACAUUUCCACCAAUGAGAGUACCUUAUGUAAUACGUCACAUUGUAAUUACGCACAUCUUUAGCCAAUCAAGCGCCUUUCAAGCUUGUGACGUCAAUAUAUCUUUGAAACAUACAUUUUGUACUAUUACUAGUACGAAUGAUUUUUCCUUUCAACUAUAAUAUAAAGUCGAUCAUAGAUAUUGCUCUUAUCCAAUAGAUAUCUUUAUGGUCAAAUUGUCUUGCGCUUAAAAACAUUGUUUUUCUUUGUAAUAACAGUUGCAAUGUCUGUUGGCAAGGAGCAUAAUGCCCCCCCCCCCCCCCUUCUCCUCCUAAAAAAGUUAAACACUCAUGGGGUCUUAUUCAAGCUCCUAAGCAUCAAAAAUAAGACUUCAAAUUACAGGGAUUACAAUCCAUGGAUGCUUGGAAGUUUAAGUCUCUUCAAGAAAUGCUUUAACUUAUUAUUUUUACCGCUGUUAUAGACUUUUAUUUAAACCAUUACUGUUCUUAAAUACUUAAAUGACGAUGUGCAAUAUUGUUAUAGACUUUUACUUUUCCAUGGAUUUGGACAUUAGUCGGGUUCCCUUUAUAGUGAAGGUUAAUUGAAUGGGUUUAUAAUGCUUCAAGGGAGCAGACUAUUAGUUAUGGAAGCCAAUUCCUUUGAGCACGUGAUAUUAAGGUCCGCUGUAAUGUAUUUAUUUCAAAUAGAAAACUAAACAGAUGGAAUUCUUAAAACUGAUGUCUAUGACACUUAUAGACGGUGGGCCGUACUCCAAUCAGCGGCUAUGGCUUUGUCAAAAUGGCUGCGUCUGCCCAUUCUUUAACAUGGCAUUUUCGACAAGCAGCCACAGCCACAUCAUGGCCAAAGUUGCUCGAUUUGGGCUCGACCAUCACAGUUUACAACGACCGUUAUUUGUGUUUAUAAGAAGAACCAACGCAUGUAUACAGCAUAAAGGCUUCGCCUGUAUAAAGGCCAGCUUUUUUCUAUAAAGUAAAAUAACCUGUCUGCUAGUAGAACCACUUUAUGGUUGCGCGGGUUUGACUCUGAAUGAAAGUACUAUACUUAAGAAUUAUUAGAAAAAAAUAUAAUUGUCUUGUUGAAAACGCACUGUUGAAGUUGCUAGCUACAUUGAAAUAACUAGGUGGUUGCGUAAAUUCUUCAAAAUGGCUGGGCUUUUGGGUCCAAUUUCAUAGAGCUGCUAAGCACAAAAAUUUGCUUAGCAUGUAACGUUUGCCUGGAUAAAAACAGGAUU
Molecule: messenger RNA, 2593 nt
Organism: Asterias rubens (European starfish)
Lineage: Eukaryota; Metazoa; Echinodermata; Asteroidea; Forcipulatida; Asteriidae
Product: bursicon-like
Exons: 2
Coding region: 328-747 (139 amino acids)
Biological process (GO): animal organ morphogenesis
Molecular function (GO): receptor ligand activity; BMP binding
Source: RefSeq, a predicted model, not a curated record